Messenger RNA from Aplysia californica (California sea hare), 5775 nucleotides. RefSeq names its product glycogen-binding subunit 76A. Bases 992 to 3385 code for a protein of 797 amino acids. The transcript has 2 exons. NCBI's taxonomy places the organism in Eukaryota, Metazoa, Mollusca, Gastropoda, Aplysiida, Aplysiidae. Gene Ontology annotation, cellular component: protein phosphatase type 1 complex. Gene Ontology annotation, biological process: regulation of glycogen biosynthetic process. The record is from RefSeq and is a predicted model, not a curated record. Gene Ontology annotation, molecular function: protein phosphatase 1 binding; glycogen binding.
UUCUUUGAGAACCGCUAGUGAGGUGACUGAUCUAGAACGUAACAGUGGGCUCUCGGUAGAAGCCGGGUCGAGUGUUAUCAUCCUUCGGGAACUCUGGUCCACUUCAGUGUUGUAUUUAAACACCUGUACGCGUUAUCUGCUCCAUUCAUUCCUCACAUGUGGCGGGUAGGUGGUGACUGAGGGGGAGUCAAGUUUAGCAGUGGUGAACUCGAGUGUGUUUUCCUGAUGUGGCAAAUCUAAAUUCAACAUCGAGCAGACAAACGCGGACGGCAUCAUCAAGGCAAACAUCACCUUGUCUUAACCAAACGAGCCUCUGCCUCUAAGCAGCACUCCGGCCUGAUAUUAUUUGAAACGAUUCCAGAAGGUUGUUGGAGAACUCCAAUUUCUUGAUUUUGAAGGUGAUGACAAGCUUGGAUAAGAUAGGUUGCCCUGUAAGACGGUCAACGCCCAAGUUUCUUGCGCUGUGAAUUUGUACGAGGAAUCUUCGUCCUUUGUGGUGAGAGGAAACUCGGACGUCUGCUAGAGGACCAGACCCCUGCCAGCAACGAUAACGGAGACAUUAAAAUAUAAGGAGAGAUAGAUUGCGCCGGGGAUAAAGCUGCAACAAAGUCUAUACGGAUUUGCUGUAUCUGAGUAAAAAAAGGAGACGGUCUUGUUGCCCCAGGAGCAUACGUCAUACUCGAGAGGCCACUUCAACCCAUACAACAGGUCUUGUGUUGUUGUUGUUGUUGUUGUCUUUGUCGUUGUUGUUGACGUGUUGUGUGUAGUCGUCACAGUUUCUCUGUGUACUCGCUGACCUUUCGUCCCUCGUCUGACGUCAUCUGUAGAUUGUUGUUGUCGUCAUUGUCUUCGUCGUAGUUGUUGUUGCUGUUGUUGUUGUUGUUGUUAUUGGGAAGAAGAAGAAGCAUAAGAACGGAACCCCCUCAGGUUCUCGCUCUUGUCUCGGCCCGCGAGUGCAUGUCUCGCCCUACUAGGCUCCCGCCUGCUGAUUAUGUAUUUUUGCCCGUGCUCGUGCAAUGACCCGGUUGACCCCGAAGCGGAGGAGCACGCUAUCGUGUCGCUGCCGCGGAACCUGUCGUACGUGCAAGAGAGCUACCUGGACAGGUACAGCGUAAGCGCCAGGUUCGUGCACAAUCCCAAAAUAGAUCGUAGCAUCCGACGCGAGCAGGAGUUAGAGCGCGCUGCCAGUGCCGAAGAGGAAGAGAGGCGUUUGUUGUUUGGGGUGCCACGAGAUCAUCAUUCCCCCGCCAAGUGUGCUCAACAUUUUGCUCUUCCUUCUGGCACUUCGGUGCCGCGCUGUGAGGGCGUGAACGGAUCGUGCUGUGUUCACCCCACCGCUACACACUAUAACUACCACAACACACACUCCCACCUAGACCACACGGACCCGCUACUUUUCGGUCACUCCUCGGAUAUCCCGUCGUCACCGUUUUAUUUGCCGUCGUCUUCCGCCACGACGCCCUUCUUCCCCCAGCCCCUCCCUCACCCCCACGACCCAUCUUCUUCCCCUUCCGAGACCACCACCCCAACUGCAGACACGGCUCGACAACAGCAGCAGCAGACCUCGUCGCCGCAUUCAUCGUCGUCGUUGUCACCUGGCUCCGUAUUCCCCACAGGCGGACUUCUGUCACCGGCGGCUAAGGUCGCCUCCCGCCUCAGCGCGCUGCUCCACACUCCACCUAACGAGUCUAUGGACCAUCACCGUGACCCUGACCUGGGAAGUAGUGUCGACGGGGACUUAAUACGUCCAGAAUCUCGUAGUUUGGUGUUGAACCCAGACCACCUGUCGCCAGAGAUGGACCGUGGAGGCGGGGACUUGGUGUCCUGCGAUGACGGCGGCGGCUGUCCGCUUCGUCGUGUCAAUUUGGUCUCCCGCGUACCGGACGGGGAGGACGUGGGGUUGCUGAGGGACAUCGAUGACGAGGAGGAGACGGACACCAGCACAGACUCCCAAGCCACAAAUCUCUUUCCGAAACCGUUCGGGAGCAAGGGGAAGACAUUCUUUCCCAGAAGUGACCUAGACCUCAGCUCCUCAGACCUGGACGACACGGAGCAGGUUGAAGAAAAUGAAGAAGAGGUAAGGGAAGAGAACAAAGGAGAUGAAGAAAUUGAAAGCAGAGAAGAGGUAGAGAACAAAGGGAAUGAAGUGAAUACGAACAUUCUGGAGCAAGUUGAACAAGUCAUGGAGAGUGAGUUGGUGCAGACAGUGGAGAAGAAGCCCGUCAAGGGUAACAGUUACGAGUCUCCCGACUCGGACGCCUUCAGUGAAGAAGGUGUGUUCGUUAAUAUGGAUGACCUGGACAGCAAUCCGGACAAAUCCGCCACUGUUAGUGACUUUAGUGAUGAUACUUUCGUCAGCGAGGACUCGGUGUUUCUCAGCCCUGACGAAGGCGAUUUGGAGGAUGAGAGUAGUGGAGGGCCCGCUCGAAAAAUGUCGCUGGAGGAAGCCAUUAGCCGGGCUGCGUCGGACCUCUCUAAGAUCAGCAUGUUUCAAGACAACUCGCCCACCCAGGAGAAUAGGGCUGAGGCUUUGUCACAGGAGGUGGUUGAGGGAGAGAGUCCAAAGCCUAGACUCGCCACAGUAGGCCGCGGUUCGCCACUGAGAGGCACCUCUGGGCUGAAGAUUAAGAUCACCGAUGCUGACUCGGAAGGCGCCGCAGAGCAGAAGCUCGAGUCUUCCUCGUCUAGAACUGCGUUUAGUGAUAGCCCAGUGUACCCUGACAACGAGUUCAACUUCAGUCGCGUAGCACUGAGGAAAUCUUCAUCACUGAAAACUAACAAAACUCCUCCGGGCACUCCGCAUCGAAAGAAAGUAGUGCGUUUUGCCGACGCAAUGGGCCUUGAUUUAGAGUCUGUGCGUCACGUUCUCAACAUGGAGUCUCCCCCGAAGAUUCCCGCGUCUGCCAUGGCAGAUCUACGCGCUGGUAUCAACGAGGACCGGAAAGGGGUGGGUGCCAAGUACUUGUGUCCCUGCUUCUGCCAGCCAGGGGCGUCCGACAACUUUUUCCAGAGAGUUGCCAGUCAGAAAGUCUGUCUAGAGAACGCCAUUAUCACUGACGUGACUAUCACGGGCUUUGUGCGCGUGGCGAACAUCGCCUUCCACAAGUCAGUUCGUGUGCGCUACACGCACAAUGACUGGGCUACCUUCCAUGACAUUGCGGCUAGCUAUGUCCAGAACUCUUGCGAUGGCCCCACUGACCGCUUCUCUUUCAGCAUCGUGGCGCCACCGUUCUUCGUGCCGGGCUGCAGGCUGCAGUUCGCAGUCUCCUUCAACGCAGGAGGCAUGGAGUACUGGGACAACAAUGAAGGGAGGAACUAUAUGUUUGAGUGUUUCGCGAAGACGGUACCUACUGAGAGUGAAACAGCCUGGAUGCAUUUCCUGUAGACGAAUACCAAAGCUUGUCCUCUCAGUGAAUUUCAGCAACAACAAAAAAGUGGAAUAUUUUUUUUCUUUUGCUGUGCUUAUGUAAUUUAAAGUGGUGCCAUCUCAACGAUUUCGUGGAUUGUUUUCAACAAAAGAAUGGCCCGAUUUCUGUACUAAGUUUCUUCUGGUUGCAGAUUAUCAGUAUCGUUUUUGAGGAAGUCUCACCUUUCUGAGAACGACCCGGUCUUAAUGUAUUGUUCUCAUUGUCUGUCAUGGACAAAAGGUUUCGUCUUGCUGUGAAGCUCAUCGCAUUUGGUUAAGUAAAAAUGUGAUCCUACCAGUGUCCCAUCUCCCUUUGGGGCAACUUAUGCUUUCCUUUUUACCCCCGGCCAAGGGAGUGGAGGAUGAUGGAGUUCCUUCUUCUUCACUAUAUAUUGUUAAAGUGGAAGAGGGUGAAUCAAUGGACUGCCCCUAGGGUGGUUUUUGUCUAGAUGACAAUUGUUCCAUUUGAUCGUUAACUUGUUUUGUGUAUUCUGUUGUUAUGUUUGACUCUUCUUAUUCUCAGAUCAGAAGCACAAACCUAUGCUAAGCUUAAUCUCUUUUUUUUUUGGGGGGGGGGGGGGGUUAUUAUUGCUAUUUUAUAGUAGUGCUGUUACAGAUCUUAUUGUUGAUUCCAUUUGUAUAGAUAGUCCUUCCCGUUUUUAUAGCUGUUGGUGUCAAUAAUAGAAGGUUAGAAGGUACUUGUAUGCGUUGUAAUUUUAUUCCCUUGUUUGUAAAUACUUGUGUUCUUUCAUCACUGAUGCAAACAUGGGCUGUUGUUGUAAGGCCCAACUUAUCUAUUUUAUCUUCUUUUUUCCACUAUUCACAUAGUUGACAUGUUGUCCUUCCAUCACGUGAUAUAAGCCACAGAGGCCUAGUAGAGGGGUGAUUACCCACCGCUGAAUGGAUUAGUGUAGCAGAAAUGAGCGUCCUGAAAAGUCAAUUUUUGAGAUUUUAUUUUGCGUUGGCUCAUCAAGCCUGUUGAUCGGGACCACAGGUCCUGGAGUCACUGCUGUUCUCUGUUCUUGGGCGUAUUUGCCUACAUGUUUGUCAAUACUUCUGUCUUGCCAUCCGUCACUUACAUGCACUAAAAAGAGUUACUUCUCAUGUUUUUUAAAUGCUUUUGUAAGGACGUCUGUUUGGUAGUGUUUAUUAGUGUGUUUAUGUGUGUGUGUAUUAAGAGUUGAACACAGUGUAUUGUUCCAGUCUUCUGUGUCAUGUUUUACAUUUUUGUACCUAAAGUCCUUUUUUUCUCUGCCACGUUUACAAAAAGACUCAAAGAUCACGUUUUCCACACUAUUGUCAAGACCGCAUCACUGUCAAUAAGAAAAACAUUUUGCGUACACAUUCACGUUGGCUCGGAUGCUUUCCCUACUGCUCACAAACCACAUGCCAAAGAGAGGAGGAACAGUUUCUUUCACAAACGCACUGGCAGCAUAUACCCUGUCCGCCAUAAACAGGACAUUUAAAAAUCGUCCCUAAAGUUAUUUUUUUAUGUGUCAACAACCCUAUUUUCCCUUUUUGCCCUUCGAACAAUUUCAAGGCGUGUCAAAUAAGACGCAUCGGAGCGUGCACAACGCCUUACUCAUGGAACGUGUCCUUUUUUCUGUCAGUUUGCCAGAAUAAUAAUAUGCAAUUAAAAAAUUUCGCACAGAAAAUGUACCUGCGUCUCUGAGUAACCGAAUGUAGUACGCGCGUUCCGUAUGUAGGUAUCGUGAUAUUGCGGUGUGUGAAUAAAAGGUUGUUCAUUCUGAAAUCUAUUUGAUCAGUAAAAUCUUAUAAAACAUCCUGCAGAGGUUUACGGUUCAUAGAAAACUAGAACACGGAUUCCAUGACAGCGUGUUAUGAAAGGAAACGUUCACCACUUUUGAGUUCAUAAAGUCGUCUCUUAGUUGAGAAACAAGUAACGACUAAACAGACCUGCUGUUUUGUCUUUAAUAACCGUUCUUUAUUUAAGCUUGGAGAUUAGAGCCACAGUGACAAUUUUGAUUACCUGAACUACAGUGAAGGUUCUGGGUGUUAACAGUUAACACUAACACCAUAGACUUGUUCAAAAUCCCACAUGAUCACAUUGUUUCCUGGUAUGACAUGUAUUAAAACAGCGGUGCUGGUCGUGAUAUGUACCCAUCUUUUAACUACUGGCUUUGUCCACUGGUGCUACGCGGAGCAGAAAAUGUCCAUUAGCGAGCGGUUAAUGUUGUUUCAUUAUUGAUGUACAUAUUCAACAUCACAGCUGGGCGUGUCGUGUGACACUCGCACAUUAAUUUACUCAACUGAUUAGAUUUUGGCGUUGACUUUUCCAGUAUUGUCAAAAUACACCCAUUUGAGUAGAAAAAAAGGAAGGAGCAAGGGAAUGAAUGAAACACAAAAGG